GUUAGCCAGAUUCACCGGACAAUGGGAUACCGACCUCCUAGUUACUUAUCUGAAACUGGAGUCACCGAGAUUGUUGAGGCGCAGAGUAGGGACGUGGAGGCCGCACUGGAAAACAUCCAUCCUCUUGAGCGCGAGCGAAUGAGGACUUUGGCUGCAGAAGCACUGGAGGGGCAUAGGCAAAUGUGA
Molecule: messenger RNA, 186 nt
Organism: Cladophialophora yegresii CBS 114405
Lineage: Eukaryota; Fungi; Ascomycota; Eurotiomycetes; Chaetothyriales; Herpotrichiellaceae
Exons: 1
Source: RefSeq, a predicted model, not a curated record